Dicentrarchus labrax (European seabass) is the source of this 2100-nucleotide messenger RNA. It is a transcript of the gene b3glcta, whose product is annotated as beta 3-glucosyltransferase a. The record is from RefSeq and is a predicted model, not a curated record. The transcript has 15 exons. Bases 179 to 1678 code for a protein of 499 amino acids. Gene Ontology annotation, molecular function: acetylglucosaminyltransferase activity. Lineage: Eukaryota; Metazoa; Chordata; Actinopteri; Moronidae. Gene Ontology annotation, cellular component: membrane.
CUACAGAAAACGGGGAUGCCUCCUACCGGAGCACAAACCCACUCCCCGUUUUCUGUGAAACUGUGAAAAGGAAAAAAAAAAAAAAAAGCCCUGUUGUUUUUUUUUUUUACCACUGUCAGAAAGCCCAAGCACUGCGAGCUUUCUCCACAACCUACACUGCUCACAGGACUCUCCCAGGAUGCUGUCGAACAACCCGCACAUCGGGCACAAAGUGGCAGGCUGUUGGAUUUUCCUCUCCCUCUUCUAUAUCAACUUUUCUGCUGGCAGCUCAGGAAAAGGCUCACAGAGCCAAGAUGAUAUGCAUGUCAUCCACAACAAUCAACUGGACCUGCGGGAGAUAGUGUUCAUCCUCCAGAGCCAAAGCAACUCCUUCCAUGUGAGUCAGGCAGAAAGACGGAAAGCAGAUUUACUAAAGCAGGCACACAGUCUCACAGAGGAACCCCCGGUGGUUUUGCUUCUUCACACUUUAUCAGAUAAUGAGGGAGAUUGGAGUAUCCUUCCUCUGCUGCCUUACAUAUCGUACUCCUUCGGGAAAAACUCAUCCUGGAUUGUAUUUCUUGAGGAGGAAACAAAUGUGAAGAUGACUAAGCUUGCUCAAGUCCUUGCGAAAUUUGACAAGAAUAAAGAGUGGUUUCUUGGUAAGCCCCUCCAUGAUGAGGAGUCGACCAUUAUCCAUCACUACGCCUUUGCAGAGAACCCCUCCGUCUUUAAAUACCCAGACUUUGCUGCUGCUUGGGCCUUAAGCAUCCCUCUUGUAGUCCGGCUUGCAAACAAAGUGAGAGAUGAACCAUUAAAAUCUGACUUCACCAUUGACCUGAAGCAUGAGGUUGCCUUGUAUAUCUGGGACAAUGGGAACGGUCCACAUCUCACUGCUGUUCCUGAGCUGUGCACUGAGCCGGAGGACUCUUCUCAGCCCCUCAACCACUGUGCCACCACUCUGAGCAGCAAGCCUCCACUGUGUGGGGAGCCUGUAAAUACAGAAGAUAUAUUUGUUGCCGUGAAAACGUGUAGGAAGUUUCACAGUGAAAGAGUUCCAGUGAUAAAGAAGACUUGGGAAAAGGAUGCCUUAUUUUUAGAGUACUACAGUGACCAUGCCGAUCCUUCAAUCCCAACCAUUAAUAUAGGAGUACCAAAUACUGAAAGAGGCCACUGCGGGAAAACCUUUGCAAUCCUUCAAAGAUUUCUAAGCAGCUCUGUCCCAAACACCAAGUGGCUCAUUGUUGUGGACGAUGACACACUUAUCAGCAUCCCCAGACUGCAAGUCUUGCUGAGCUGUUAUAACCCUUCUGAACCAGUGUGUCUUGGAGAGAGGUACGGCUACGGCCUGAGCCAAGGCGGCUACAGCUACAUCACGGGAGGUGGAGGCAUGGUAUUCAGCAGGGAGGCUGUGGUCCGACUGCUUGACAGCGGCUGCAAGUGCUACAGCAAUGACGCGCCGGAUGACAUGGUGCUGGGAAUGUGCCUCAAUGCUCUCGGACUUCCUGUCACACACAGUCCACUCUUUCACCAGGCACGCCCAGAGGACUAUGCUAGAGACUUCCUAGCUCACCAGGUGCCCAUCUCUUUCCAUAAACACUGGAACAUCGACCCGGUUGCCGUUUUCAACAAAUGGCUUAAGGAUGACCUGGUGGCAAAGGCUUCAGAUGGACUUGAUAAGAGCGCUAAGACAGAGUUAUAAUCAUUUUAAGCACAUAGCUAGCCUGUAUGAAUAUGUAUGUAUGUAUGUAUGUAUGUAUGUAUGUAUGUAUGUAUGUGUGUACGGACAGCGCGUGUGUGUAUGUCGUGUGUGUGUGUGUGUGUAUUAUGGAGUCAUGGAACUGAAAUAUUGUUCUUCACAGAUGUAAAUGUUUUUGUAUUGUUGAUGUUAUUAAGAGGGACCAUGCAAGCGUGUGUCCAUGACUUAAUAUGCGAGUGUUUUCAUGACUGAGUUGCAUGUUGAGGUUACUGUUAUUUUCAAAAAUAUGGAUGUAACAUGUGUAUAUUUAUAUCAUAUGAAUAAUGUAAACCUUACAGAGGAGAAUCUUCCUCUUUGUGAGAUUCUGUUACUUCAGUAAUGCUGUACUAUGUGCUCUAUUUUGACAUAAAAGUAUAAAUAUUUGA